Molecule: messenger RNA, 1455 nt
Organism: Colossoma macropomum (tambaqui)
Lineage: Eukaryota; Metazoa; Chordata; Actinopteri; Characiformes; Serrasalmidae
Gene: pitpnb
Product: phosphatidylinositol transfer protein, beta
Exons: 12
Coding region: 48-863 (271 amino acids)
Biological process (GO): phospholipid transport
Cellular component (GO): cytoplasm
Molecular function (GO): phosphatidylinositol binding; phosphatidylinositol transfer activity; phosphatidylcholine binding
Source: RefSeq, a predicted model, not a curated record
GAGGUGACGUCAGUGCCCACGCGCAGCCGCAGCCGGGCGGAGAGAAGAUGGUGAUCAUCAAGGAGUACCGUGUGGUCUUGCCUUGCUCAGUAGAAGAGUACCAAGUUGGGCAGCUUUUCUCUGUGGCUGAGGCCAGCAAAAACGAGACAGGUGGCGGGGAAGGGAUCGAAGUGCUGACAAAUGAACCAUAUGAAAAAGAGGGAGAGAAAGGACAAUACACGCACAAAAUCUAUCACUUAAAAAGUAAAGUGCCUGCCUUUCUGAAGAUGAUUGCACCAGAGGGGGCUCUAGUAUUCCAUGAAAAAGCCUGGAAUGCCUACCCAUACUGCCGUACUAUUGUGACGAAUGAAUACAUGAAAGAUGACUUCAUGAUCAAAAUUGAAACGUGGCACAAACCGGACAUGGGCUCUAUGGAAAAUGUACAUGAAUUGGACCUGGAGACAUGGAAGAUGGUUGAGGUAGUGCCUAUCGACAUAGCAGACAAAUCACAAGUGGAGCCAGGAGAUUAUAAACCAGAAGAAGACCCUGCGCUAUUUCACUCAGAGAAAACAGACCGAGGUCCACUAGGCCCAGACUGGAAGUCAGAGCUCACUGCAAAAGAAGAUGCCCCACGAAUGUGUGCAUAUAAACUAGUUACUGUGAAGUUCAAGUGGUGGGGCCUUCAAAGCAAAAUAGAGCAGUUCAUCCACAGACAAGAGAAAAGAAUCUUUACGAACUUCCAUCGCCAGCUGUUCUGUUGGAUUGACAACUGGGUAGAGCUUACCAUGGAGGACAUCCGGCGGAUGGAGGCUGAGACACAGAAGGAGCUGGAAGAGAUGCGUUGCAAGGGCACAGUAAGAGGCACAACAGCAGUAGAAGAGUAGCUGUGGGCCGUCUAAUAGCGAGACAGGUGGAGUGAGAUCCCUUCGUAAAACUGGUGAGGUUCGAGGUACCAGUGCCGCUCACGAACAAUGAGACGAAACUAAAGGAUCCUACUGUAAUAUUCUGACAAGCGAACAAAGCGACACACAAACGAAGCUGACCAGUGGCGUACUGUGUGGUUCUGUCCUCCACCAGCCUGAGGGAAUGUCCCAGCAAUCGGUAGUACUGUAUCCUGCUCAGCGUUACUCCCAGUCAUCCUUCUCAACAUAGACAACAGCCUCACACUGACACGGAAAGACUCUUGCCACUGCACGUAAUUAGCCUACGAUGAUAUUAGUGAAGAAUGGUAGAAAAUGGUACUUUUGAGUAAGGGGUUUGCAUCAUUUUAGGAAUAAGUGAGCAUGGUGAUGAGAUUCUUUUAAUUUCAGUGUCAGUUGCUGGACCAAUUUUAGUUGUCUGUUUUAGUACUUUCAUAACUUUAACUAUAGAUUCUAUUGCGAGUUAGUCUCACCAGUUAAGGUGUAUCUUUGACCCCCAUCCUCUCAGACUCCCCAAGUUAAGCACUUAUGUCAGUUGGAUUGAAAUGUUCAUAUC